UGUGCCUGCGCUGUGGAAGGGUGCGUGUCCCCAGUGUCCGCUCCGGUCGCCCGGUUAGGAAUGCGCCUCACGAACCCGGUGUGUGCUGUAAUAAUCGAUGAAACGCCAGCGGAGACUGUGGUCUGAGAAGAGUCAUGGUUUGGCAUCGCUUAUACCAUUAGUAUCUUAGCGUGUGAGUUUGAUUCAUUGAGCUAGCUGGCGUUAGCCCGCUCCGUUGAUUCAUAGCACGCUAGGUCGUUAGCCUCAGUCUGUAGCACACCUGCUAGCCGGCUAGCUAGCUAUUAAGCUAGUUUCAGUGUGCCGCUCGCCAAUCCAGUCAAACAGGAGAGAACCAGACUGACUGCUGAAACCAGCCGCUUUUUCGCAAAGAGGAGGUGGUGGCAGGUGGGGGCCGGGAGAACGCGACGGGGUGGAAGUGAGUCAGGAGCGGCUGAUGAGUUCAGACCAGAGCGGAGAGCCGCCGCUGCUGCAGGAGGAGGCUGAUCCCGGACCGAAGACCGGUGGGAAGGACGAGGCUCUACUGGGGAGCGAGGGAGGGUCAGGCGGCAUGGUCACCUCUAAGGGCGCCGGCUUGAACCCAAAUGCCAAGGUGUGGCAGGAGAUGCCUGUGGCCUCCAGCGAGGCUGUCACCACCAGCGCCCAUUGGCCCCCCUCAGACAUCAGUGAGGGUUAUUCUGAGCCUUUGUCUGCUGGGUGCAAGCAGUACACUGUGGGAUUCACAGCCCUGGAUGACAGCAGCUCCACAGCAACAGCUGAGAUAGCAGUAAAUGGAAUGGACCCUCCAGAGUUGGGAUUUUCCCCUGCUGAGUCCACAACAGGGACCUCAGUGGAUUCUAAGACGGAAGAACAGCAAAUCUCCUCAGAGAAUCUACGAGAGUCUCUGAAGAAAGAGCUGGAGUUUUAUUUCUCAAGAGAAAACCUCUCGAAGGAUUUGUACUUGAUGUCCCAGAUGGACAGCGACCAGUUUGUCCCAAUUUGGACUAUAGCCAGCAUGGAGGGCAUCAAGGUCCUCACCACCGACAUGGAGCUCAUCCUGGAUGUGUUGAGAUCCUCGCCUAUGGUACAAGUGGACGAGAAAGGGGAGAAAGUGCGUCCAAAUCACAAGCGGUGCAUUAUCAUCCUGAGGGAGGUCCCUGAAACCACACCUGUUGAGGAAGUGGAGUCACUGUUCAAAAAUGACAACUGUCCAAAGGUGAUCAGUGUCGAGUUUGCACACAACAACAACUGGUACAUCACAUUCCAAUCUGACACAGACGCUCAGCAGGCAUACAAGUACUUGAGAGAGGAAGUAAAAACAUUUCAGGGAAAACCCAUCAUGGCCAGGAUAAAGGCAAUCAACACAUUCUUUGCGAAGAAUGGCUACCGUAGCAUGGACAGCAGCCUGUACGCUCAGCAGUCCCAGAGCCAGUCGCAGUACAGCUCUCCGCUCUACAUGCAGCACGUCUACCCCCAGCAGCAGUACCCUGUCUACGGCAUCGUACCUCCCACCUGGACGCCUUCGCCCACACCGUAUUUUGAAACUCCUCUGGCGCCGUUUCCCAACAGUAGUUUCGUGAAUGGCUUUGGCUCUGCAGGACACUACAAAACUGGUUCCAGUUCUCUUAAUAUCACUCGCCCUUUCAACAGAAACCGAAACCACGUGAAGCCCCAGGUGAGGGCCGGUGAGGUGACCUCGGCGUCUAUAACUCCUGUCCCCUUGGAGAGUCUGACUGGACUGCGCAGCCCGCAGCCCCCUGCUCCUGCUGCCACCACUAACCCAGUCCAGACGGCCUCCGAUCUGAGCUCAGCGUUCUCACACCUCUCCUCCUCUUCCUCGUCUUUGGACCCCAGUGACGACAGCGGCAUGCCUGGACGUGGAAGACGGGGCACAACCUACAGAGGGACAAGGAGGAGGCGGGAAGACGAACGGACUGCGAGGCCGGUACCACUAGCAGAGGUGAAGGUUUCUCAACCCAAGUUUGACCUGGCUGCUACCAAUUUCCCACCUCUUCCUGGCUGCGUUGUCAGCACACAGGGAGAGCCAGUGCUAGAAAACCGAAUGUCAGAUGUUGUACGUGGCUUGUACAGGGACAAGACUGAACAAGCCAAUAAAGAAGCCACUGUGAGUCCAGGUUCAGGACAAGCCCCGGCUUCAGAGGAGGCUGUGGCUGUCUCGAGUCCUGCCCUGGCAGCAGCGAAGUCUACUAUACAACCACUUGGAUCCUCAGCCCCUGGCAUCACUCGUCAGGAGAAGAGGGUUGAACGGGCAGAGCCUCCAGCUCCAAAAGUGACUCCUCGCACACCGGUUCAACCUACUGCAAACACCGUCUCCUCCACGCAGCCCGUGCCUAGCACCAGGCCUCAGCCCACUGCUGCCUCCACGCCAGCGACACCCAGCACGCCAGCCCCUGCGACAGCCACUAUUCCCACCCCGACACAGGAGCCCCGUAAGCUCAGCUACGCUGAGGUUUGCCAACGGCCACCCAAGGACCCUCCCCCUGCAGCCCCUGCCCCAGCUUCUUCGGGCUCCGCGUCUGGCCAGCCGUUACGCGAGCUGCGUGUGAACAAGGCCGAGGAGCAGGGCUCCAGCAGCAGUCCUGGAGAUAAGCAGGAGAAAGGCCAUGACAGGGAGGGGGGGUGGGAAUGCAAGGAGAGCCGGCCCCCACGUGAACGUGACUCUCAAGGCUACUACCGCAGCAACGGCCCCAGAGGCACUGGGGGCCUCAAAUUUCGGGACCAGAGGCGCCCGCCUCCAGCCCGACGCAGCUCCCCACAGGGAGGCUACAGGCACACUGGCAAAGAGCAGAAUAUCCCACCAGUAUCGCCAAAGUAAAAACUUGAUAUGAAUAGAAAAAAGAUGUAUGAAUAUAUACAUGGAUAUAUAUAAUUAUAUAAAAAUGAAUAACAUAAAAGCAACAACAUUAUGGUAGCCACCUUCCCCCCUGGAUCUUGUCCAAAGAAAAGCUUUUAAAAUGACAAUAAGACCGGGACAUCCAGGACUAAUGGGCAGAAUGACACCUGAAGAACUUUGAUGAAUGAUUUUGAAAAGGAAUCCAAAACUUGUUUUGGCCUCCAGCGUUAUGCUUAAAAGAGUUUUAAGUGCGAUUUAUCUGGAGGACAUCUCAUUUAUGCUCUGCUAGGGGGAGGUGGGACGACGGGCCACGUAACCGCCCUCUACCUUUGUUUGAUUUUUAACGAAUAGAUGUCUGCAAGAACAAUAUGCACUAAGAAGAAAAGAACAUGCAUAUAUGUCAUGUACAUAUACAAAGAUAUCACUAACACGCAAUGAGACAUCAGUUUUUUUUUUUGUUUUUUUUUGUGUGCUUAGUUUUGCAAGUAUGACUGAAAGGUUGACUGAUGUCUAUGUAUGCAUUGAUUGUUACGCAAAAUGAUUGAAGUGCUACAGUGUGCUGUUGCACUGAUAUAAUGAAAUGGAUGAUUUUUUUUUUUUGUUUCUUUGUUUUUACAUCAGAGAUUCAGAAUCAUUGUCCUGAAACUGGACAGUGUGGUCUUCUAAUGUAUAUUAAUGAAAUAUGUUCUAUGGUGGUAUUUUGAUCCUGGUUCCUAAUUGACUUAAAUCGUAUCAGUCGGAUAUCAGAAGCUGUCGAUGUAAGUCGCAGUCAGAUGUGUGGUUUUGUUUGAAGCCGAAGUCCACUUUGGGGGGGGGCUCACUGGCCUGUUAGCCACGGUGAACCUGCUAGCCUGGUCCAAAGUUUUUCAUGUUAAGUUUUAAUCUCUAUCUGAACCGUUUCUGGAUGGAUUCAGAACACUGUCAUGUUGAUAAUCAGUCAGGUUCUCUGUUUACAUGUUUUGUUUGGGUAGUAGGUUGAUGUUUUCCAAGAAAAAGAAUAGGUUAAUGGUGAGAUUUGACUGUUCAGUGCACCUGAUGGUUUUAGGUGAGGUUUGGCUUUUCUACAUCAUCACAGGAUAUCCAGGUUAAGCUUAUAUCUGUGAAUUGUUCUUAACAGUGGCAUAGUGUCAAAAAUAGACUAAAGAGUGCUGUUAGCUAAGGAUGAUAGCUACAUAAUAUUUGGCAGCCAAGUCGUGGGUAUAAAUGAAAUUGGAACAUUUUCACGUGCUAUGUGCCAGCUGCCUAUGAUCAUAGUGUGCUAGGAUAAAGUUUUGAUUUUUAUUGACCAGGUCUGCUAAAUAAUGUAGUCGGGGGGGGGGUGAACUUUUUGGCCCAGUGAAACUGGAUUUUUGAAGAAGCUGUAGAGGUGUAGUUGCCUAUGCUAUAUUGUAAUAACCCUUCACUAGAAAUGUGUGUGGGAGAAUGUAAUUGUUCUAGUACAGAAUUUACAGAGGGAGGCUUUUGACAGCAGGUAUCCACCAGACUGUUUUGUGCUAUUUAGGGUGAGUUUGCUGUUUUGUUUUUUUUUUCUUGUUUUUUUUUUUUCUUUUCUCUCCUUUUUUUAAUUUUUGAAAAAAAAACAAAAAAACAGGUUGACUUAGAAUUUGAAGUUUGACUCACUGUAUGUAUUGCUUUUUAAAAAUGUAUUUAUUUUAAUUCUGAUGCACAACGCUUUUCUCCCAAUCUUGGUAGGCUGGUUUCCCCAAAGUUGUGUGAAAUCGCAUUGGCAAAAUAAAAUCACGCAUAUGACAUUUAUAUACUGUUCAGGAUGUCAGCUGAGCGAAAAAUACUUGAUGCAUUGACUUUGGGUUUAGUAAUGCAGUAAAAAGAGUAACCAAUCACUGGGGCUGUUGUUUCUUUUUCAUUAAUGAGUAUGAGCAGCUAGUGGUUUAGUAUAAUUAAAAUAAAUGCACUAACUUGUUUUUAAAAGAAUCUUACUCAUGAGUAAUGUGAAAUCAUUUUAGAAGCAUAUGGUUGAUGUUGACAGGCUUGAAAAUACCCACAGGAAUAUGCCCCUCCCCCUUCCAUAUGUUUUUUUUGUUUUGUUUUUUUUCUGUUAAUUUGGGUUGGGGUGGCAAAAAGGAAAUAUAGUAAUGGAUCAACCAAGUGUUUGAGACACAAUCCUAGAACUGUAUGAAAUGUCACCAAAAAUAAAUUAUUUUGAUUUGGC
This is a messenger RNA of Acanthopagrus latus (yellowfin seabream), 5000 nucleotides long. RefSeq names its product la-related protein 4 (gene larp4aa). Gene Ontology annotation, molecular function: mRNA 3'-UTR binding. The transcript has 16 exons. Gene Ontology annotation, cellular component: cytoplasmic stress granule; cytosol. Gene Ontology annotation, biological process: positive regulation of translation. Bases 434 to 2812 code for a protein of 792 amino acids. NCBI's taxonomy places the organism in Eukaryota, Metazoa, Chordata, Actinopteri, Spariformes, Sparidae. The record is from RefSeq and is a predicted model, not a curated record.